Molecule: messenger RNA, 632 nt
Organism: Rhodotorula graminis WP1
Lineage: Eukaryota; Fungi; Basidiomycota; Microbotryomycetes; Sporidiobolales; Sporidiobolaceae
Exons: 5
Coding region: 137-592 (151 amino acids)
Biological process (GO): DNA-templated transcription
Cellular component (GO): RNA polymerase I complex; RNA polymerase II, core complex; RNA polymerase III complex
Molecular function (GO): DNA-directed RNA polymerase activity
Source: RefSeq, a predicted model, not a curated record
CGCCGCAGCUCCAGUACCUUCACAAGCACUCUCGACAGUGCCCUCGACCCGUCCCCUCGCCCCAGAGCCGCCCCAUAGCCUCGACUGCCUCGUCCCUCUUCAUCUCUCGCCGACGCUCCCCGCCUUCGCUCCCGCCAUGGCCAACAACGCAGGGUCCGACGCGUUCGUGUUCGACGACGUGUUUACCGUCGUCGCGGUCGACAAGGACGGCAAGAAGUUCGACCGCGUGUCGCGCAUCGCCGGCCAGUCGCACAACAACGACAUGAAGCUGACCCUCGACAUCAACACGGACCUGCUCACGCUGUCCAAAGACGCCGACUUCUCGCUCGCGCUCGCAACGACGCUCAACCCGGACGCGGACAAGAGCGGUGCGGCGGCGAGCGGUGGAUGGAGGGCCGACUUGCAGAGCGGCUUGGCAGACGACUGGGAGUAUGUCAUGUACGGCAAGGUGUACAAGUUCGACGAGGGCACGGGCGACGAGGUGACGGCGUACGUGUCGUUUGGCGGGCUCUUGAUGGCAUUGACGGGCUCGUACCGGCACAUCUCGCGCGUCACGGUCGGCGAGUACAUCUACCUCCUCAUUCGGCACUAGAGCGCCGCUUGGAAUAGAGCAGCUUGUCCGUUUCUCUCGC